This is a messenger RNA of Heterobasidion irregulare TC 32-1, 1272 nucleotides long. RefSeq lists its product as uncharacterized. The record is from RefSeq and is a predicted model, not a curated record. The transcript has 4 exons. Lineage: Eukaryota; Fungi; Basidiomycota; Agaricomycetes; Russulales; Bondarzewiaceae. Gene Ontology annotation, cellular component: nuclear periphery; preribosome, large subunit precursor; nucleolus. Gene Ontology annotation, biological process: rRNA processing; ribosomal large subunit biogenesis. Bases 1 to 1272 code for a protein of 423 amino acids.
AUGCCAUCUAUUGCUAAGACCUCGAAAAAGGCAGAUAUCAAGUCGAAAAAGCUGUCAUCAAAAGGCAAAGCUCCGGAAAUAUCUGUGGAACCACCACAACCUGUCGCGGAGGACAGCGACGAACAAAGCGGCGACGACGACAGCGAUGUGGAUGAGGAGGGUAUGAAGAAGCUCAUGAAAGCGUUGGGGGAUGACGGUCUAGAUGAAUAUGAGCAGGCGCAGCUGAUAGCUUUGACGGGGGAUGAGGAAGAGGAAGAGGUCGAUGAGGAGGAUGGAAGCGAGAGUGACGAUGGCGAGGGUGACCAGAGUCGCGAUACAGAGGCAGGAAUUGAAGAGGAAGGCUCAUCUGACGGUUCCGAAGACGAGGAAGACGAUCUCGAGGAUGCUGAGGAGGAACAAGUGGCCCUGGAUGGUGUCGAGUCUGUUGACGAAGACGCCGUCCCUCGUCAAAAAGUUGAGAUAGACAACAAAAUUGCUUUAGAGCGCAUUCGUGAUACAAUCAAGCUCGACCCAUCAAUAUCCUGGACAGAAACCUUGACCCUGUCCUAUCCUCACACGAUAGACGUAGAUGUGAACGACGACCUGAGCAGGGAGCUGGCGUUCUAUAAGCAGGCUUUGCACGGUGCAAAUGCAGCCCGUGCGCUUGCCGGAAAACAUCAACUCCCUUUCACACGACCAUCAGACUAUUUUGCGGAGAUGGUCAAGACUGACGCACAUAUGGAGCGCAUACGGCAAAGGCUACUCGAUGAAUCUGCAGGGAUCAAGAAGACUGAGGAGAAGAGGAGGGAACGCGAGGGGAAAAAAUUCGGUAAGCAAGUGCAGAUGGAGAAGCUGAAGGAGCGGGAACGUAGUAAGAAGGAGAUGGAAGAGCGAUUGAAGGGUCUCAAACGAAAACGCCAAGGAGCGCUCGACAACGCUCAGGCAGACGACGACGGUUUCGAUAUUGCGGUAGAAGAUGCCAUUUCUGGUCAACCCGAAAAACGCGCGAAGGGCAAGGACGGUAAAAGGCUCCCUCGUGACGCUCGCGAUAAAAAAUUUGGAUUCGGUGGCCAAGAUCGGAGGUCAAAGCAAAACACGAAGGCAUCCACAGAUGACUUCAGCUCUAGCGGCCGGGGGGGCAAGGGGGGUGCGAGGGGAGGUGCGAGGGGGGGCGCGAGAGGGGGCGCGAGAGGGGGCGCGAGAGGGGGCGCGAGAGGGGGCGCGAGAGGGGGUGCGAGGGGAAAGAGCCAGCGUCCUGGCAAGGAUCGGCGGAUAGCUGCGAAAAGUCGAUAA